This is a messenger RNA of Funneliformis mosseae, 570 nucleotides long. NCBI's taxonomy places the organism in Eukaryota, Fungi, Glomeromycota, Glomeromycetes, Glomerales, Glomeraceae. The record is from the annotation of a GenBank genome assembly.
AUGUCAACUUCAUCAUCAUCGUCCGUUGUAACGAGUUAUAUUUCCGACUUGUCGUCCAUGACAGAUCCAACGGAUUUUCCGCAACAAUCUUUACGACUACUCGAUACAAUUUCUAGAUGUCCAAUAUGCAAAGAAUUUUUUAAUACACCAAAGAUAGGAGAUUGUGGACAUACUUAUUGCUCUUUUUGUAUAUUGAGAUCUUUGGCUAUUGAACGAAAUUGCGCGGUUUGUAAGAAAAUUUUAUCGGAUCAUCAAUUGCUCAAAUGUGUAACUACUGAGAAAAUUGUUGAUAGCUGGAAGAAUAUCAGGAGAACAAUAUUAAAAGGAGCAAAUGAAGAAUUUCGUAAGAAUAAAAUUCGAGAUUACAUUCGUAGGUCUGACAACACAACUUUAUCUCGUACUUAUUCAAAUUUGAAAAGUAGUUCAAAUGGAAAGAAGAAUACGAAAAAAUUAGGUUAUACAUACCUAUACACUCCAGAAUCGUCGCCUUCAUCUUUACCUUCUUUACCAUCUGAUAUUAAUGAAAACCAACUAGAAACUAGUUAUAUGAAAAUUUGUAUUCAACAAUGA